This is a messenger RNA of Aethina tumida (small hive beetle), 1927 nucleotides long. RefSeq names its product caseinolytic peptidase B protein homolog. Gene Ontology annotation, cellular component: mitochondrion; cytoplasm. The record is from RefSeq and is a predicted model, not a curated record. Gene Ontology annotation, molecular function: ATP binding; protein binding; ATP hydrolysis activity. Lineage: Eukaryota; Metazoa; Arthropoda; Insecta; Coleoptera; Nitidulidae. Bases 48 to 1904 code for a protein of 618 amino acids. Gene Ontology annotation, biological process: cellular response to heat. The transcript has 8 exons.
ACCUAAAAAAUAAAACAACAAGACCUGUCAAGAUUUAAAUGUAGGAAAUGUUAAAAUUAAUAAACUUAAGCAAGACAUUCACAUUUAUCAAUUCGUAUCAACUAAACAAAACCAUAGGAAAACAAUUCAUUCAAUAUGCAUUUCCUACAAAACACAUUUUAGAAACAAGAUUUCAGUCAAGGAGACGGGACCACAGGGGGAAAUGGCACUCCAAUUACACUCACAAUACGGCCCUACCAUUGUCUUUAGCCUUCACCUUUUUAGGCGUUGUCAGUUGUGAUGCAGUGCUUAAAGGGAAAGAUAAGAAAUUUUUUAAGGCUGUACAAUAUGGCCUUUCUGAUGAAAUUGAUAAAUUACUAAAAGAACAUGAUGCUAACCAAAGACAUCCACUUGGAUGGACAGUGUUAAUGUUGGCUGUGGUUAAUGGCCACUACACUGUUGCCGAAAAGAUUUUAAGUCAUGGGGCUGAUCCAAACUUGGGAGACAACUUUGUUAAUAUCAGCAGGACUGCAAAUGAAAAAGGCUUACAUCCUAUUGAAACACUAAUGAUAAGAGAGGAAGAAUUUAGUGGUAGUUUAAACAAUAAAGCUACAUUUCUUGGGUUCACUGCCUUGCAUUAUGCAGCUUUGAUGAACAACUUAGAUAUGUGCAAGUUGUUGAUUAAAUAUGGGGCUGAUCCUUGUGUUGAAAAUGAUGCUGGUCAUAAACCAAUUCAGUAUGCAUUGAAGGAUGGGGCUGUAGAAAAAUUUCUAGAAACUGAAACACAAAAGCAUGAAGUAGUAAAGAAACAGAAGGAGCUGGAGGAACGUCGACUAUUCCCACUUGAAGAGAGACUAAAACAGUACAUUGUUGGACAAGAAGGAGCUAUAACAAUAGUCGCUGAUACAAUCAGAAGAAAAGAAAACGGCUGGGGUGACGACGAUCACCCGUUAGUAUUCCUGUUUCUCGGAUCUUCGGGUAUAGGAAAGACAGAACUGGCCAAACGACUGGCCGCCUACAUCCACAAAGAGAACAAGGAAGCGUUCAUCCGCAUGGACAUGUCAGAGUAUCAAGAAAAGCACGAAGUGGCAAAACUGAUCGGCGCUCCGCCUGGCUACAUAGGACACGACGACGGCGGCCAACUGACCAAAAAAUUGAAGAAGUGCCCAUCGGCCGUCGUUCUGUUCGAUGAAGUUGACAAGGCUCAUCCGGACGUUCUGACUGUGCUGCUACAACUGUUCGAUGAGGGACGGUUAACUGACGGUCAGGGCAAGACUAUCGAGUGUAAAGAUGCGAUUUUUAUCAUGACUUCGAACUUGGCCAGCGACGAGAUUGCCCAGCAUGGUUUGGAGUUGAGACGGGAGGUCGACAGGCUACGGGAAUCACGGUUAUCCAACGAAAAAACAUUUAUGGACGUUUCCGACAACAUCACAAUAUCCAGAAAAUGGAAGGACGAGGUCGUCCGACCGAUUCUCAAGAGGCACUUCAAACGAGACGAGUUUCUCGGACGGAUAAACGAAAUAGUUUAUUUUCUGCCAUUCUCCAGAAAUGAAUUAAUUCAACUAGUCAGCAAAGAACUGGAUACUUGGGCAAAAAGGGCAAAGGACAAACACAAAAUCGACAUAAAAUGGGAUAGGAGUAUUGAAUCUGCACUGGCGGACGGUUAUGAUGUACAUUACGGAGCCCGAUCUAUAAAAUAUGAGGUUGAAAGACGAGUGGUUAACAAAUUGGCCGCCGCCCACGAAAAAGGCUUAAUUGGCAACGGAUCAAUAGUACAUGUAUCUGCAACGUGGCCUGAGGAGUCGGACGUUGCUAUUAUCAAACUCAAGGUGAAAAAGAAAGGGGGGAAAGAGUUUGUAGAAAUAGACAGUAGCAAUCUUUUAACUAACGUGAAAAAUGUACAUAAUACACUGUUUAACAGUUAAAUAAAAAUAAAUUAUUUGUUUUA